Vespula vulgaris is the source of this 9547-nucleotide messenger RNA. It is a transcript of the gene Con, whose product is annotated as connectin-like. Gene Ontology annotation, cellular component: plasma membrane. Lineage: Eukaryota; Metazoa; Arthropoda; Insecta; Hymenoptera; Vespidae. The record is from RefSeq and is a predicted model, not a curated record. Bases 359 to 1996 code for a protein of 545 amino acids. Gene Ontology annotation, molecular function: protein binding. The transcript is spliced from 8 exons.
CAGUUCAAGUUGCAUUUUAGAUGCGAACGAAUGCACAUCGUUUUCGGUUUACGGGGAUGAACUACGUUUCGUGAAUAUCGAAGAUACUUAUCGAAAAGAUUUCAACGGGUUGUGUCCAUUGUAAUCGUCCAGUUUUCGAGUCUAAGCUGGUGUUUUUAGAAGAAAAUCGAUUAUCGUUCGAGUUAUCGAGUUCUCCAAGUGAGAUCGAUCGUUCGAUCGAUCUAUCAACGGUGACACACCGAACCCUCGCACAGUUACAACUAGAUUGCAACGUGCAUACGUUUAAUCAACGUGAUUGGAUACAACGUUCGGUGGAUAACACGAGUGCAAACAUUGAUAAAGAGAAAACGAAUCGACGAUGAAACGUACAUCGAUAAUGUCCAACGACGUUUUAUUAAGGGUCUUUUUCUUCGCUCUUCUCAUCGUCUCGACUUUGGCCGCUACUACGAGGUCACGCGGUAAGAAGAAGGUCGCCAAAGAAACAAAGGAAGUCAACAUAUGCGACAUCGAGGGUCGACAAGCGCCCGUUUAUUGUUAUUGCGACAACAACGGACUGAGGAACGCGACCGACGCUAAUUGUUUGGUUUUGAACAGAUUCAAGGUCGACGAUACGAUGUGGUCUUAUUUCGUAUCGCAGAUUUAUCUGACGAAAUUAGCGUUGACCGUACGCGCAUCCGGUACCUUGGAUUACAUACCGACCGACGUCCUAAGACAGUUGAAGCAUUUGAAGAUCGUUGUGUUUCAAUACGCCAAAAUCGAGGAACUCGCCGAACGUUCGUUCUCGAAUCUAUCGUCGAUCGUCGAAAUCAACCUAAGCAGAAACAUGAUCGUCGUAUUGAAGAAGCAUGCGUUUGAAAACGUCAAGGAAUUGAACGUGAUCAAUUUGGACGACAACAGAAUAUCCGAGAUUAACAGAGACGUGUUCGUGAACCUGCCAAAUUUAAGAACGCUCUACUUGAACAACAACAACGUCAGCAUCGUCCACGACAAAGCGUUCAAGCAUCUAAUUUAUCUCGAGGAACUUCAGAUGAGUAACAAUCGGAUAACGGUGAUAACGCGGGAGAGUUUUCACGGUCUUAGAAAUCUUAAACGUCUCGAUCUACGAAACAAUUUAAUAUCCAUGAUAGGCGAUCGUAGCUUCGUCGAAAUGCCAGAAUUAACGGAACUCGAACUCGAUCAAAAUUCGAUCGAGUAUAUAUCGGAAAAGGCAUUGGACGGUAUGAGAAAUUUAAAGAAACUUCGUUUAAGUGAAAACAGAUUGGUCAGCUUAGAACCGGAUUUUCUUUCCGGAGCACCUGGUAUAUAUUUCCUUGAUCUACGCGAUAAUAUUUUGAAAACGAUGACCUUCAAUAAUAUCAAGCCGAUCGUAACGAAUCUUUACAACAGUACCAGCUAUUUCUACUUGGACGGAAACAAACUGAUUUGCGAUUGCAAUCUAGCAUGGAUUUGGGGACUAAGGAACGAGACGAAGAAUACAAAGUUACGGGAUGCCCUCGAGGAACUCACUUGCUUCCUCGAAAGUAAUAAUACUGCAACGUCGAAGAUCAACAAUGACGACUUGGAGAGAAAUCAGGAACUCGAAAUCGCGCGAAAUCCUGACACAUACUUGGCUGAUAAUCCGAAGAAUGGAAAUAACGAAGACGGGAACAGUUACUUGGCUGACAUUGUUAAUGAAAGUUACGAUGAUUCGGGUGCAGAGUACGAGGAUUCCGGGUUGGAUAGUAAUUCUCAGCCUAAGAUGCAGAUAUUGGAUGGGAAGGUGUGCUACGUGAAACAUUUGUUCGAUCUAAAGUUAGAAGAUCUACCAUGCCCGGAGACCACGAGAGAGGAUCUAAUGGCUUCUGAACAACCAUCUAGUCGUCAUGAAAACGCACCAGUGGGUUCCUCCGGUUCCGUAUGGUUCUCAUCAUCGACCCAGACUCACCGAGUCGACCGAUUUGUCCUUGCGAGUUCGCUUCUAGUCGUCCUUCUUCUUUCAACCUUGAUAUUCACGUAGAAGAAGGAUGACAGCGAGUGUCUAUACAAGAGGAACAAGAGUAUAAAGAUGGCAACAAAAAUUGACGAAAGAUACGACGAUGACGACGACGACGACGACGACGACGACGACGACGACGACGACGACGACGACGAAUACAAAGGAUCUCGAAAAGAUAAAAACAGAACAAAAAUUUAUACGAGAAUUUUAAAUUCUCGAAUACGAAAUUUUUGCUAUCCUUCGAUAAGGAACGGGGACGAUGAUCGUAGUUUGAAUUUCUUAGAUUAAAUUUUGCUCGCUUUUGAGCUUGCUUUCUAUCCAUCUACCUAUCCAUCUAUCUAUCUUAUCUAUCUAUCUAUCUAUCUAUCUAUCUCUCUCUCUCUCUCUCUCUAUUUUUCUUCGAAGAAAGAAAAGAAGGACGCUUUACGGGAGAAAAAGAGAGAAAGAGAGGGGGAGGCUGGAAAAAAGAAGAGAGAGCGAGAGCGAGAGAGAGAAUUCUUCUUCCAUGUUUUUCAUGCCGAAGAUCGAAAUUCGUAAAAUUCUAGCGGUGAUUUGAAGUAACGCGAAUAUGCCACGAUCUCGACAGCCAUUUUAUUCGGAUAGCGAAGGUACGUAAGAAAUCUUUUAAAUUUUCGUGCCAAUUUGAACAUCCCCUGAUAUAUUUCUAUAAUCGUUUCAUUUUUUAUUUUCUUAGAAUAGCUAAGAGAGAGAGAGAGAGAAAUCGGAAUUUUCAAAGUCCUCUCGUCGAUUUGAAAUAACGCGAUGUAAUACUUCGAUGGUCAUUUUCAACAAAUGGUAAAGAAAUUCAUGGACCAAUUUGAGAUCACGCGUUAUAACUCCGAUAGCCAUUUUCUUCAAACGAUAUCGAGAGAGCUAGAGAUCUUCAAAAAUCUCGAGUCAAUUUGAAAUCGGAUGAUACGCUCUAUGUCCAUUUUCAAGAGUACGCGAUAGCGAAGAUGUCCUCUUCGAACGAGAUAAAAAACGAAGAAGAAAAAGGGAAAAAAAGUAAGGAAAAAAACGAAGAUUAAAAUUAAACGGAGAAAAUCACUCAACGCAGAAAACAAUUUCUAGUAGCGUCGAAAAGUCGCGACUAAUCGUUUCUCGAAAUGUAUUGAAUUAUUUCAGGCACGAUGUUUUCGGGUUCCCGUGUCGAUCGUAAUCGAACUAUAAUACAUAUUACAUGUGGUGGAACGUCCAAUGAAUAAAUUAGCAUGUUUAAUGAGCGAGAAUAAUGUAACUCCCUCUCAGUUUGAAGCGACGAUGCGCGUUCAUCUAAAUUUCCACGUCUCUAUGUGUGCAUACGUGUCCGUCUCUCUCUCUCUCUCUCUCUCUCUCUCUCUCUCUCUCUCUCUCUCUCUCUCUCUCUCGCACUCUUUCUCUCACAUUUGUCAAGUCGAAUCCCACACGAGUGUACGAGCUAUUAUUCGCUAAUUACAUGUCAGACAAUUCAGAGUAAAAUCACGACGAGUUACUCUUUCUCUCUCCCCCCUCUUUCUCUCUCUCUCUCUCUCUCUCUCUCUCUCUCUCUCUGUCUCUCGAAAUGCAUUUAUACACGUGCAUGUUAUUCGUAUGUGCGUUAAUAUGAGAAUGAAAGAAAGGAAAGGAAAAGAGAAAAUGAAAGAAGAGGGAAACGGAAGAGAAGAAAAAGAAAAGUUAAAGAGAAAAAAACGUAAUAAUAACAAUAAUAAUAAUAAUAACAAUAAUAAUUAAAAAAAUAAAAAGAAAAAAAGGAGGAAGAAAGAAUGAAAGAAGAAAAUAUGAAAUAAAAGGAUAUACAUAAAAGAGAAAGAUUAGGAAGAAAGGAAUGUAUACAUAACCAGUUAAAGUCUCUCGAGAUUUACACCGGAACGUACCGGUAACGUUUUUAACAUAUUACGGACCAGAUAUUUUAUUAUUAAUUAUUAUUAAUAAUCGAGUGAUUUUUCUUUUUUCUUUCCUUUUUUUCCUCUUCUUUUUUUUCUUUUUUUUUCACCGAGAAUAGGAGAGGUAGAGAAUUUUUUUAGUAUCUAUAAAAACAUUACUUACGGUGUGCUCGUAACUUCGUAGUUUAAUAUCAAUGUCGUGUUUGGUAGUAUAAUUUUUCAAAUAAUAUUUUUAAUUACCGUGUAUAUUUUUAAAAUAAUAUAUACAUAAUUAAUUAAUUAUUAAUUAUAAGGUAAUAAUCGGACAUUCGCUUUGUGUUCCGAAACUCUUCGUAAUUUUUUAUAUAUAUAAAUUAUAAAUAUUAAUAUUUUUCUUUUUUUAAUUAUAAAUAUUUAUAAAUAUACAAUUCAUAUUUAUAAUUAAUCUUGAUCGAUACAUAUGUCGAUGAUUAUGACGUUAAGUCUCGUGUAUUUUUCGUUACGAGAUAUAUAUUCAGAAUUUUGUGCGUAUGUGCGUACGCGUGUAUGUGUAUGUAAUAAAAAAUAAUUUUUCUUCGCUACGUAACAAUAUAUCGUUCAAAAUAUAUUAGUUGUUUUUAUAAUAUACAUUUUUUAUACGACUAGUCGAUCUAAUUUUGGAAAACUCAGAUGUGUUCAUACUUUUUACAAGUAUAUACAUACAAAAUGAGAAUAGAUUUCGUGAUCCGUCCGUAAUGUGUUAACAGAACAACAUCAAAAAAAUAAAUUAAUUAAUUAAUUAAUUAAUUAAUUAAAAAAUAAAAAAGAAUAAAAAUAAAGAAAGAUAUAAGUUAACGUUAUACGAUUAUUGUAUGAUACAUAACUUAACGGCAUUAUCGUAUCGAUACCAAAUAUCACGUGCAUCGCCAUUUUCCUAUUAAGUAAAUAAUUCUAAAGCUUUCUUCUAGUGCGUCGUGCCAUCUUAGAAUGUAAUUAUCUCCAUCCUCGUCAAACGAUAUCUUUCGAUCGAAUCCAAUUUCAUGGGGAAAAAAAAAAAUCUCGUAAUAAAAAAAAAGUAAAAAUAGAACAUGAAAUAGAUUAAUUUUCAUUCAAUGAAAUUUUCUAUAGUAUCACAUUUUUUAUCCGAGUCAACGGAACGAUGUUAUAUCGUUGCUACAGAUUAAUUUUAUUAGGAAAGAAACGAUCCGUUCGAAGGAUAACACUUAUCGCUUAUUAUUUAUAAACCAAUCAUUAUCUUCGACGAUAGCUACCUUUUCCUAGAAUAUAUCGAUAAUUAAUUAUCGAGGAUAAUCGAAUAAACCUUCAACGAGGUUAUCGUUAGCUUAUCUUUCAAAUGAAUUUCUAACAAGAAAUGAAUUUGUAACACAACAAUGCUUUACCCGUAAUACUCUUUUUACCGUUAAAGUUUUUUUUUCUUUUCUUUCUCUUUAUCAUCGUCGUCAUAGUGUCUCCUUUGAUCCUUUCAGAUAAAAUAACUUUAUCUAUAUUAUAGAAUAAAAUGAAGAUACUGCCAAACGAUCUCGAGCGAGAGAUAUUUCUUUAAAAAGAGAUUAAGAUUAUACAGAAAAUAUUCUCAUUCUUCAGUUUUACGUCGGACCUGUGGUUCUUAUAAAAAAAAAGAAAAAAGAAGAUACAAUAAAAGAAAAAAAAAACCAGAACGAAAUGAAAUUAAAAAGAUCCUAAAGCACGUAACCUUAAAAAAUCAAAACUCGUAUUUAUAUACGAAUUGCCAUAUGUACGUAUAAAUAAAUAUUUAUACGUAUAUAAUGGACGACCGAUUUUUAUCUCCCCGAAAUUUUUACUAUUCGAAAAAUAUUUCGAACAGAACUUCCGUUCUGUUUUAAAACGUGUAGAAUAUUCUGAUGUUAUUGGCUUUUUUAUUUUUUAUAGGUGGCCGCGUAAAGAUCAUAUCAAAAGUCAAUCUUUUUCUUUUUUUCUUUUAAUGGAAUCAUCGUUUUUAUUACAUUACUUUUAUCCAGCGCUCGUGAUUAUUUAUCAAAAAUUAAAAACAGAAAAUAAAAAAAAGAAAGGUAUUAAGCCACCUACGUCGAAAAAUUAUUAGCUUCGGAUAUUUUAAUUCAUAAAUUUAUAAAUACUGUUAAAAAACUACCUCUCUCUUUCCAUUGCGAUUUAUUUACUACUACACUACUCUGUUAUUACAUUUUAGUAAAUUAGUUCUCUUUUAAUACUUUAUAUAUACAUAUAUAUAUAUAUAUAUAUAUAUAUAUAUAUAUAUAUAUAACGUGACAAGAUAGAUCGGUUAAUGCAUUAAAAAUUAUGAUUCCAUUAAAAAAAAAAAAGAGAGAGAAAAACUGAAAUCAAACUCGACCUACACGUAAAUUCUACUCGCAUUCACCUACAAAAAUAAUAAUUACAUUAAAUUACAUCCUCGAAUCGAAACAAAACGCGAAUAAGGUUUGAAAUAUUUCUUUUUUUCUCUAAUAGCAACAAAAAUUUCUGGAGAUUAAAAUGUGUCAUCCCGUAUACACACACACAAACAUAUAUAUAUAUGUCCAUGUAUACAUACAAAUAAAUAAAACAACAAAACUAAUAAUAAUAAUAAUAACGUAAUAAUAACAAUAAUAAUAAUAAUUUUUACGAUAAACUCGCUCGAGUACUUCGAUGAAAAAAAUGUUUGAGAGUAGGAAAAAGAAGAAAAAAUAAAAAAGAAAAUCCGAAAGGUUUGAAUGAGAGAUUUAAUAAAAAAAAAGGAAGAAAAAAUAAAACAAAAAAAAGAAAAUAACUUGCAUUUGAAAGGUAACGCCUAUGGAUUUCGAAAAAUGAAUUUUUGUGCAUCGAUGUUGUUCCACUUGUGUGUUCUUUCCUGACCCGCAUUUUUCCUGUGAUCUAUUUUUCAGAAAAGUGUGGAUAUGUAAAAGACUUACGAAAGAAAUCAAAAAGAAAAAAGGAAAAAAGGGGAAAAAAGAUAAAGAAAAAGAAGCUCGCAAGUAUGUGACGAUUAAACGAAGGAAAGAAACGAGAAAAUGAGAAAGUAAAAAGAAGGAAGAAAAAAUAUUAAGAAAAGCGGAGACAUACGAGAAGAAACGUUAUCGUCGUCGUUGUCGUUCGUUGAACACUAAACAACGAAUCUGACAGUAAUCGUACAAGUACAUCCGUUGUCAUUAACGACGCAGAUGUACGUAUACGUAAACGCGUUGAUACGUUUAAACACUUUUCUAACUCUUCUAAUAAUAAUAAUUCUGCUUGCGAAAAAAAAGACAACUAAUAAAUAUCGUAUUACUGGCGAUGACGAUAAUAACGAAUACGAGUCGCCGAUAACGUGGAACACCUUGGAUUAACCCUUUAAAACCAACACCCUAUUUCCACCCUAUUGAUCCAUUUUGAUUCCUGCCGCAGCCCCUUCCCUCCUUUCUUCUUCGAAUUUAAAAAAAGAAAAAAAUACAAAAAAAAAAAUAAAUAAAUAAAUAAAUAAAUUAUCGAUGAUGUUGAAAAUGUUUGUCAUAGUAUAUAUGUUAUAUCAUAGUGUCGUAAAUAAUAUAGUAUAUUAUAUUAUAAAGGGUUGAUUUUUUUUCGAAAUGUCGGUGAAUGCUUCACGGUAGAAAAAGAAAAAAGAAAAAAAAGCACAAAAAAGAACAAAAAAAAAUACGAAAAAGAAAAAAGACAGGAAAAAACAUACAAAAAAAAAAAAAGAAUUACUAUGACGAGGCUAUGAGAGUGUCGUUCAUACUUAAAAACUGAAUACAUAGAGAAUAAUGUGUUUUGCUUGGCUCGAGUAAUACGUAUGAAAAAAAAAAUGUUAGUUUUUUUUUUUUUUUAUGAAAUUUUUAUUAGUAUAAUGUGGAUUCAAUUCAAUGGGGCGGAGGAUAUAAAAUUUCUCUUAGAAAAAGUAACGUUGAUGCCACUAGCUUUAUGCAAGCUUCUAUAUGUUGGAUACAACGAAGCCUCUUUUUUUUGUGCAUACGUGUUCGUGUUCAGCCGUGGGGGAAAGAAAAGGGAACGAAAAAAGAGGCAAAAAAGAAUAAAUAAAUAAAAAAAAUGGAAAAAAGUAAAGAAAUUAAAAAAAUAAAAUAAAAUAAAAAAUAGAAAAAAAGAAAAAUUUUUCCCAAAAGUUCGCCGACAUUUCGUGAAAAAACGACACACUUGUUGCGCUCGGAAAAUGGCAGCUUAUAAAAUAAUAAAUAAUAAUAAUAAUAAAUAAUUAAUUCGAAUAUGGUUAAGCAAUGGUAUUCCACGUUAAUUCGUUGUCCAAUUUUUUAAGAAUCAUUCUCUCCCUCUCUCUCCUCUCUCUCUCUCUCUCUCUCUCUCUCUCUCUAUCUCUGUCUCUAUCUAUCUAUCUAUCUCUGCCAGCCAUCCUUUUUCUCUUUCUAGCUACUAUUCGUCAUCUUCGAGAGCGGAGUCUUUUUUUUCUUUAAAUAUAUAUAUUUCUUUCCUCUUUUCUAUUUUCAUAUUUUUCUUGAUUGGAGAUUUCGUACCAUUAACGCAUCUUAAAAAAAAAAAAAUCGCGAAAAAUAGAAAAAAUAAAAAAAAAAUAAAAGAAAAAAAAAUCGUACGAUCAUCAUCGUCAUCAUUAUAAUCGCCAUUAUUAUCAUCAUUAUUAUCAUCAUUAUUAUUAUUAUUAUAAUUAUGAUAAAUGCUCUUAGGUACCAAAGAUAAGAAAAGUUUGGUGUUAGUCAUUAGAAAUCUCGUACAUGAUUCGUGGUCCGCCUGAUCGCACUAAGUAAUAAAAUAAUUGUUAAUAAUUAUUUUCUCUUUUUUCACGUAAAAGAGAGAAAAAAGAGGAACGAAGAGGAAGAGAGAAAAAAGGAAAUAAUAAAAAAGAAGAUAGAAGUCUGAAUACUGAUUAUACUUAUAUAUAUAUACAUACAUAUAUAUAUAUAUAUAAACAGAAAGAAAAAAGAAUUAUUAAAAAAGGAAAAGAAAGAAAGGAAAGUUAAUAACAAUCGAAUAAAAAUUUAUUAAUCCUGUUUCACAUGCAUACAUAUAUACAUACGUAUGUUCUCUCUCUCUCCGUCGUUAAUAUCGCGAAGCCAAUCCUUUUUCGAAAGCAUACUCAAAUAAUACAUACAUAAAUAUAUAUAUAUAUAUAUACAUAAAUAUAUAUAUAUACACAUACGUAUGCAAAAAAGAAGAACGAAGAAUAAAAUAUAACAUACACGCAUACGUGAUCGAAAAUCUUGUAUUCAUCUUGUCUCUGAAGUAUGUAUAUGUAAGCGUAUCGAUAAUAUAAGUUUUGUGAAGGAUUUGGAUGAUUUUGAUGAACGUUUUUUACAGGUUUACAUUUUUUAUCGUCGACGUAAUCGUCCUCGACCGUAACACUUUCCCUCGCCCCUUAAUCCUUCCCCUGUCCUCGUCUAAUUCCUUCAUCCUACUCUCCCUCGUCCAAUUGAAAAAAGUCGCGAGAAAAAGUAUCUUCUGUCCAUUUCUACUUCCAUUUUUGUAGAAUCGAUUUACGCGAGCUUCUGAUAUAUAUUAUUAUUAUUAUGAUUACUAUUAUUAUUAUUAAUAUUAUUAUUAGUAUUAUUAAUAUUAUUAUUAUUAUUAUAUAUGUUUACUAUGGGUAUGCAAAGAAACACGUAAGAGGCAGGUAAUAAAAAUAAUUGAAUAUACCUUCUCUGACGUAUGUAAUAAUUUUAAGCUACUGAUAAGAGAAACGUACGAUAAGUUAAGGUUUUAUGACUACUUAUGUGGAUUACUGCCGAACUCUCUAAUGUGUAUUAUAUGUUCUUUUGUAAGAUUUAACAAUGACGUAAAAUAAAUCUUCGAAAAAAUA